Molecule: messenger RNA, 781 nt
Organism: Podarcis raffonei (Aeolian wall lizard)
Lineage: Eukaryota; Metazoa; Chordata; Lepidosauria; Squamata; Lacertidae
Exons: 8
Coding region: 67-717 (216 amino acids)
Source: RefSeq, a predicted model, not a curated record
UACCCAAAAGCCAUGUCCCCGUAGGAUGUUAUAUUUAUUUGUCAAAAAUAAACCCUCAAGUCUCCUAUGACAUCACGGGCACCGUCACAAGGCAAGAUGGAGGGGCACUGGGUGCUGAGGGCAACAGGCCCCAGCUUAGUGAGGAACUCCCAAGACCAGCCCAGAUUGCGGCUGCAAGUUGAGAGGAGAAAAACUGGGCCGUCUUAUGGGACCGUGGCAUCCUUUGCCCUCUGCUCACGGUGCUUUCUGCAUGUAGCUGCCACCAUGGCGGAGCGAGGGAGAAGGCUUCUCUUACUGGAACAGAGGAAUCAGAACCUGAUGGAAAAGAUCAGAUCCCUUCAGAAGGCCAACGCAAACUUGCGGCAAAUGAAUUCAAGGCUAAGGGAGGAAAAUGAAGUUUUCAAGUCAACAGAAGAAAUCUUACUUAGAGACAACGACAAGAUCAAGAAGAAAGUUCACCAGCUGAAGGAGCUUCAGGAAUCUCUGCAAGACGAUAUUUAUGUUCUCGAAGAGCAGCUGUGUACGUUCCUGUACUUGCCAAGGGGAAAGCAAAAGACAAGAAAACACCGAGCCACUGAGCCUGUGACGAGGUCAGAGCCAACGGAGAGAUUGACCCCAGCUCUUUGCCACUGUGGGAUGCAAACAGAAGCUUCCGGAAUAAACUCUUGUCUUCUGUUUGUGAUUUUUGGAUUAGGAAGGGUGACUCUGAAGUUCUGAUGUGUAAGGCUAGCCUUCUGAAGGAGGCGUGGGCAGUUUGCCCAAUUGGAAGCGGAGCUCGCUG